Messenger RNA from Dermacentor albipictus, 3400 nucleotides. RefSeq names its product L27 and PDZ_signaling domain-containing protein veli (gene veli). Gene Ontology annotation, molecular function: protein binding. NCBI's taxonomy places the organism in Eukaryota, Metazoa, Arthropoda, Arachnida, Ixodida, Ixodidae. Gene Ontology annotation, cellular component: cell-cell junction; basolateral plasma membrane; synapse. Gene Ontology annotation, biological process: protein localization to basolateral plasma membrane; maintenance of epithelial cell apical/basal polarity; neurotransmitter secretion. The record is from RefSeq and is a predicted model, not a curated record.
CUUGUGGCUAUGAAGCCACAAGCCAAGCCUUUGUAUGUGAAAACAAAACAUGGCCGCUGUCGGGGAAAGUCUGAUGCUGGAGAGGGACAUCAAGCGGGCCUGCGAGCUUCUCGAGAAACUUCAACGCAGUGGUGAAGUACCAUCGCAGAAGCUCGCUGCUCUUCAAAAGGUUCUCCAGAGUGAAUUCUGCAACGCUGUACGAGAAGUGUACGAACAUGUCUAUGAAACUGUCGACAUCUCCGGAAGCCCCGACAUUCGGGCUAGCGCUACAGCCAAGGCAACAGUGGCAGCAUUCGCAGCAAGUGAAGGCCACGCACACCCACGAGUUGUGGAGCUGCCCAAGACUGACGAGGGCCUUGGCUUCAACGUGAUGGGGGGCAAGGAACAGAAUUCGCCGAUCUACAUAUCGCGGAUCAUCCCAGGGGGUGUGGCUGACCGUCAUGGGGCCCUCAAGCGUGGUGACCAGCUGCUCUCUGUCAACGGUGUGAGUGUGGAAGGUGAGAACCACGAGAAGGCAGUGGAGCUCCUGAAGGCAGCCCAAGGCACUGUCAAGCUGGUCGUUCGCUACACCCCUAAGGUACUGGAGGAGAUGGAGAUGCGAUUUGACAAGCAACGUGCCACUCGUCGUCGGGUUAACGCCUCUUGAAUGUUCUCGGGAGUGGAAACAGGACCUGUCUAGACACGACGAUGCAGCAUUUUGAUCUACUUGCCUUUUCUUUAUGUAACCUACAUGUCUUUUGUGCAGGGGCGGUUUUUAACACUGUAGGAGUGCAGACGUUGGAAUUAUAGAUUUUGUAGAGAUGUUACUAGCGACAGAAUCAAAUGUAUAGAUUGUGCAUAGACAUGCAAGAUAUUUUUUUGCUACCAGGCUUUCUUUUUACUCACUGACCUCAUCUUGGCUUUCUUUUUUGCCACAUACCUAGUGUUGUUGUGUUGCAAGCUCUAAACAACACAUGUAACAAUUUAGAUAGAUCUGAUGUCUAUGCCAAUCCUAAAGAAACAGCUGCAUUAUGUUGAGCUUUUCUCGCUUCUCUGUUGAGUUGCAGGCAUUUUCAUGUCUCAAGCUCGUUAGGUGAUAAUUUUGUCACACCCAAUGUCAUCCGUGCACCCCUCUUUAGAUGCAACAUUAGUGCAAUUGCAUUGGGUUUGACAGAUUGAAAAACUAACUCAAAACUUGUUAGCAAAUCAUUAAUGAAUUAUUGUAUCCUGGCAGCAUUAUAGUGCAUAAGCAAUGGGCAUAGUGUCUAUGUUUUUGGGAAUGAAACAUGAAAGUUUCAACGUCUUCAGUCCUUUAAGGCUGUGCAAUGUUUUACGUUCAUCAUUUUACUGUUGUGCAAGUCUCUUGUGCUCACCAAUGUGUUAUCCAUACACGGUAAUGCUUCUGUAGUCCAGCUGAUUUUCUGCACGCACACUGCUUGCAGAUUCAUCAAUAAGUAGUUGGUUAACAAAUAAUGGUCAGCACUCUUCCUGGCAAUAGUUCUCUGAAAUGCUGAAGUCCUAUAGGUUGUGUACUUCUAAGGGUGGUUUGCUUACACUUCCAUUGGUUCUAGUUGCUGUUUCCUGUUCUAGAGUGGUGGUUGCUGUCAAAAGCAAAACCUAAUUGGUAUUGAAGCUGGAUGAACCUCCACAUUCCACCUGUUUCCACAAAUAAGAGCAGCUUAUGUGCUGCCAUUGACAACUGCAAUCAGUGUGAGAAGGCUAAUCUAACCGUCUCUCUAAGUGUGAUAUACAUCAAGCGAUACUUUAAUUCAGUAGUCCUUAUUGUAGCCUCAUGCCAGUAAAUCAUUGGUCGACGCUGUUCAAUACUAUCUUAUGAUAGCACAAACAUGACAAGAUAAAAGCAUCGGUACACAUAAGGGGCAUCACAUUUCUUUAUGUUCAGGCGCAUCAUUUAUGGCUGGCUUAACACAGGCAUGGCCCUGCAAGCCAGUACAGGCAUUCACACCCUUGUCCGUAGACUUGAGAAAGUAGCUUCAGAAAGGUAGUGCAAUGUUUACUUCCUCAUUCUUCAGUAUUCUCUACAAAAUGCAUAAUGUUUAUCAUAUGAAGGAUGCUAGAUAAUUUUGAAGUUGCUUGCUUGUAUAUUGAAUAUGGCCUCGUUUUGGCGUUCCCUGUGAGUAGUGGUUGCGUCACUAAAACCUGAUUAAGCACAUAUGUCAGAGAAAAAUGUUAAUAAAAUGUGAUCUUCACUCUUGUGAUUGAACACAAGGCUUUAUGAAUGUUAUGCGAGAUUAAUGUCAGACAAAAACUAGUAUCUUGAAUUAUGGAGACUGAACUUUGCCCAUAGAUGUUAUGUACCAGUCGUUACCCAUCUUGUACGUUACUGAUUGGCAUUACUGAUCUUGCUCUGUGACCAUGUGUGGGCUUUACAUACGCAUUAUCACUACCAUGUUCCCUUUCUUUUUGUAUUCAUAAAUUUGCAUAAAUGAUUGGCAUGUACGCAUUGUGCCAGUAUGAAAGCGUACACCAGACUUGUUUUGAAAGCUGAUAAUUUUUCUUUUAGCUGCACUGAAAUGAUAGAAGAGCUCCAUGAGAGGGAUUCUUCAGUGCAAGUAGUGGUACUAUAAAGCAGACAGCAGUCAGUGCGGCUCUGACUUAUCGAAUGUUUGAACACAGAGGAAUGUUUUUCCUCACGUUGCUGUAGAGUGUACAUGCAAACAAAGUGUUUUUCAGCUGUAGCAAUCUGGCCUGUGGUAACAUUUCCCAAAGCAGCAUGUUCACAGUCUAGUUUCAUCACAACUAGCCUUCCUCACCUGUACAUUUUAUAAACCAUGAGUGUAUAUACACACUUACCAUUUGAUUGAGUUCUUGUGGCUGGGAUUUUGUCAGUUUUUUUUUUCAUUUCAUAAGUAAUGUUCUUUGUAGAGGCAUUUCAGCCUGCUGCUCUAAGUUAUAAUAUGGUAUGAGAUGUGUUAUUAUUGCCUGGAGGGCAAUGAACAGUGGAAUUUCACUAAGUUUGACUGAUGUCACUACUAUGUGUAUUACAGGCAUGUGCAGUAAAGCCCUUCCUAUAUGUUUUUAAUGGGACCACAAGUGCAGAAUACUAGAAGACAAGAAACAUGAGUACAUGUUAGCAUCACAGGUGCUGGACCUCAGCAUCAUUAUAACUAUGAAGAGGCAUCACCAGAAUAUGUAAACUGGGUUCUACUAUAUUGCUUUUAAGCUGGCCUCGUGGACUUUUACUAAUGAAUAGUAUGUAUUGCAGUGGACAAAACAUUACAAAGCAGCUGAGUUGAACCUGUUUUGUUGCUUGUUAGUCUGUCCAAAAGUAACCACGGUGACAUGCUGGUUUUGCCUAAUAUUUCCAUGAUCACAGUUACUAUGGGCUGUAAAUUAUGGCAAAAGUGGCUGUGCUGUUUUUGUAAGACUGCUGCUCAUUAAAGAUUUACACAUGUUGUGA